Molecule: messenger RNA, 1020 nt
Organism: Perkinsus marinus ATCC 50983
Lineage: Eukaryota; Perkinsozoa; Perkinsida; Perkinsidae
Product: Heterogeneous nuclear ribonucleoprotein G, putative
Exons: 9
Coding region: 1-1020 (339 amino acids)
Molecular function (GO): RNA binding
Source: RefSeq, a predicted model, not a curated record
AUGACUGAUAGGCUUACUGGCAGGACUAGAGGCUUUGGCUUCGUCACCUAUACCACUCUUGAAGCUACUGAGAUGAUUGAUGUUAAGAGAGCAAUGAUAGAGGGGGCUGGUGGGUGCCAUCCUCAGAGUGGGGGUCGUAUAUCAGGAGGGGACAGGAGGUACCCUCCCAUGGGUAAGGGUAAGGGCGGUGACUACAUGUAUGAAGGGGGUUACUCUAGUAAGUAUGGUGCUCCUCCUGUUCCUCCUGUUGGUGAUGGUAUAUCGCUCGCAUCUCCUUCUGAUGGUUACAACCCAUGCAAGCUGUUCAUUGGUGGUAUACCAUCGGACUUGGACCAAGGUCGACUCGACCAAUUCUUCUCCCAGUAUGGGAAUAUAGUAGAUUCAGUGGUAAUGAAGGAUAGGAUUACCGGCAAACCUAGAGGAUUUGCCUAUGUUACCUACUCUACCGCUGAGGAAGCACAGACUGCUAUCAAUGCUGGGGAUGCGAAUAUACUCGACGGCAAAUGGGUUUUCAUUGGGGGAGUGCCUGCUUCUGUUGAUAAUGGUAAUACUCGUGUACAGUAUGACUGUAUCAUCAUGACCGAUCGUGUUACUGCCCGUCCUAGAGGCUUUGCCUACUGCACCUAUAGUACACCAGAAGAGGCCCAAGCAGCGUGUAAUGGUGGCAGUAACAACUCUAUUGAUGGCCAAUGGUUCGAUGUGAAACCUGCCACUAGAGAUCCGGCGGUUUGUGGCCCAGGAGGGAGGCCUUCGAGAGGAGAGUACCCAACGAGGGAGGCUUAUGAUAAUACUCGGCAAUACCAAUACCAAUCACCAGGGCCUCAGUACGGUCAGUUUAGAAGGGAAGGAGGGUCCUUUAGCCGUGGUGAUGGUGGUGGAAGGUAUGAUACGCCCUACACUCAAGGUAUGUACCCGCAGCAGCAGUACUCUCGGGUACCCUAUCAGCAACAGCAACAACAACAACCCUAUCCUGGCCAAUUGCCACCACAACAACAACAGUAUCGUGCUUCUCCGUAUUAG